GACAAUGGCUUCAAUUUGCCUUACCUGUCCUGGUCUUGGUUUUUCUAGAUCUACCCCUAGUAAAAGGACAAGACAUAUGGCUAAGUAUGAAAAACAAAUAUAUCUAACACAACCUACGAUCAAGGCUACAACUACUUAUGCAUCUACAGUUAGACGAUCCGCAAACUAUCCCCCUUCGUUAUGGUCCUGUGAUUAUCUCCAGUCAUUGACUAAUAACUACGUGGGCGAAAAGUAUGAGACAAGGUCAGAUACAUUGAAAGAAUGUGUGAGGAUGUUGAUUUCAAAUGGCACGGUGGUUGAGGACCCGUUAAGUAUGCUUGAAUUAGUUGAUGAUUUGCAGAGGCUUGGGAUAUCUUAUCACUUCAAGGAGGAAAUAAGUAGUGUGCUGAAGAUGAUAUACAUCUACCAUUUUAAAGCAAAUGAAAACUGGAACAAAUCAAAAUUGAACCUUAAAGCUUUGGGCUUUAGACUCUUGAGACAACAUGGCUAUCACAUCCCUCAAGAAAUAUUUGAGGACAUCAAGGAUGAGAAUGGAAACAUCAAGGCCAACGUACAAGAGGACAUUGUAGGAAUGCUUAACUUGUAUGAGGCUUCCUUUCUUGCUGUUGAGGAUGAAAAGAUAUUGGAUGAAGCCAGAGAGUUCACAAACAUAUAUCUGAAAGAGAAGUUAGAAAAGAAGAACACUGGUAAUGAAAGCAUGCUGAUGUUGAUAAGUCAUGCCUUGGAGCUUCCAUUGGUUUGGCGGCCUCCAAGAUUUGAGGCAAUAUGGUUUAUAGAAGCAUAUAAAAGUAGAAGCGAUAUGAAACCAUUGUUGUUAGAGCUUGCUGAAUUGGAUUUCAAUAUUGUGCAAGGGAUACACCAGGAAGAUCUGAAGUACUUAUCAAGGUGGUGGGAAGCUCUAGGUUGGAACAAGAAGCUCAGCUUUGCUAGAGACAGGUUGGUGGAGAGUUUUAUGUGGACUGUUGGUGUAAGUUACCAACCAUCAUUGGGUGUUCUAAGGAAAAACAUGACAAAGCUUAUUUCGCUAAUAAAUGUCAUAGAUGAUAUUUAUGACGUGUAUGGUACUUUGGAUGAACUUGAACAAUUCACCGACAUUGUGAGAAGAUGGGACAUCAAUGCCAUUGAAGAACUUCCAGAGUACAUGAAGAUAUGCUUCCUUGGAUUCUACAACACAAUCAAUGAAAUGGCAUGCAACACUUUGACAAACCAAGAAUUACUUAUUAAACCUUGUGUGGAAAAAAUGUGGGUAGAAUACUGUGAGGCAAACCUCCUGGAGGCACAAUGGUUCAACAAUGGAUAUACCCCAACUCUUGAAGAGUACUUGAAAAAUUCAUGUAUCACUAUAUCACUUCCUGUAAUAAUUUCAAAUCUUUACUUCUUCACUUCAAAUAUUGGAGAGGCGCCCUCGCAGAACAUAGUACAAUGCUCGUCUUUGAUUCUCCGUCUUGCUGAUGACUUGGGGACGUCAAUGGCCGAGCUUAAAAGAGGUGAUGUUCCAAAAUCAAUCCAAUGCUACAUGCAUGAAACCGGUGCUUCUGAAGAGAAAGCUAGGGGAUAUAUAAAGAACUUAAUCGUGGACACUUGGAAGAAGUUAAAUAAAGAAAGAAUCACCCUCAGUUCUCAAAUAUUAGUAGAAUGUGCAACAAACCUUGGUAGAAUGGCACAGUUUACAUACCAAUAUGCGGAUGUGUUUGGCUCGCCUGAUGAUUGGUAUAAAUCUCAGGAAAUUUCAUUGAUUUUUAAUCCUAAAUCCUAGGGGGUUAUCAUAUAUAUCACACAGAUCAAGGUGGCUUAAUGACUAUCGCGUGGUUGGAUUUCUUCUUUCUGAUUA
This is a messenger RNA of Helianthus annuus (common sunflower), 1831 nucleotides long. RefSeq names its product R-linalool synthase QH1, chloroplastic. The transcript has 7 exons. Gene Ontology annotation, molecular function: magnesium ion binding; terpene synthase activity. Lineage: Eukaryota; Viridiplantae; Streptophyta; Magnoliopsida; Asterales; Asteraceae. The record is from RefSeq and is a predicted model, not a curated record. Bases 5 to 1756 code for a protein of 583 amino acids. Gene Ontology annotation, biological process: diterpenoid biosynthetic process.